This is a messenger RNA of Ixodes scapularis (black-legged tick), 1720 nucleotides long. Its product is annotated as cytochrome P450 2F2. The coding region runs from base 188 to 1720 and encodes 510 amino acids. The transcript is spliced from 10 exons. The record is from RefSeq and is a predicted model, not a curated record. Lineage: Eukaryota; Metazoa; Arthropoda; Arachnida; Ixodida; Ixodidae. Gene Ontology annotation, molecular function: heme binding; monooxygenase activity; oxidoreductase activity, acting on paired donors, with incorporation or reduction of molecular oxygen.
CAGCGACACCAACCGCCUGAUGAUAAAGAGGAACACUCCCGCUGAUUCAUUCACACCUUGGCGGCAGCGGCAGACGGUCGGACCUCACCCCGGCAGCAUUUUCUGACGAAUUUUUGAAGGGCCUACAGAUUAUUCUGUACUGCUUGCUUCCCCAAGACAAGUGAAGUACAGCUCCUCCUCCACCACAAUGCUUGAGACUGUGGCUCGAGAAAUGUUGGGUGCAGCUACCAGGCAUCUGACAGGAUACCUGGUCACGCUUUUCUUGACGUCGUGCCUGCUGCUCUGCAUUCGCACGUGUUGGCGAUGGGGCCACAAGAAAGGGGGCGCGACCCUGCCCCCGGGACCUUGGGGGAUUCCGUUGCUGGGGAACCUGGCUAUACUGAGGAAGGAUUUCCAUCGCAAGCAGGGCAUCGAAUGGGCCAAGAAGUACGGGCCCGUAUUCCGGAUCAGAAUUGGCGUGCGAAACAUCGUUCUGGUGAGCGACUUUGAAUUGAUAAAAGAGAUACUGUGCAAGAAGGAGUGCCUCUUCCGUCCGCAGAGAUGGGUGUUCAAGCACAUUGGAGGCGUCGGCUCUCUCAAUGGUAAAGCCUGGCAGGAAAACCGCCGCUACUGCGUGAAGUCUCUACGAGAAUUGAGCUCUGGGAAGAAAUCUAUGCUGGAGCAUGUUAGGGAGGAGUUCCAGUGUCUUCGAGACAAGGUGGCUGACGCGAGAGGUCAGCCACUUAGAAUGAGGCCCCUGCUCCUUCCCGCCGUGGCCAACACCAUCGCCGCUCUCGUUCUGGGCAGCCGUUACGCGUCCAGCGACCCGAGGCUAGACCAGCUGGAGCAACAUUUGGAGACCUUUGUUAGGAUCUUCUUCAGCGUCCCCCCUGUGAACCCACUGCCGAGCUGGCUCGAUUGGAUGUCACCAUAUAUCCCCAUCCUCGGAGAAUACAAAGGCUCGAAAUUUGCACGAGAUAUCCUCAAGUUCGUUGGCCAAGAAAUCAAUCACCGUUUGGACACGCUGGAUCCAGACGUGAAUCGACACUUCAUUGACGGCUAUUUUACUAUGGUAACGCAGCACCGUGGAAAACCUGAUCCCGACGUCAACCCUGACACCCUUCACGGCAGUGUGGUUGAUUUAUUGAUCGCCGGAUCGAGCACCGUGGCAGCCACCAUCCUGUACAUCCUCCUGCACUGCGCCGCCAACCCGGACGCGGUUCAAGCCAGGAUCCACGAAGAGAUCGACGCGGUGGUCGAGUCCUGCCGCAGCCCGAAGUGGGAAGACCACAACGGCAUGCCCUACACCAUGGCCGUCAUUUGGGAAAUGUAUCGCUGGAAGACCGUCAGCACGCUAAACCUGCCCAGAGAGGUAGCGGAAGACGUCGUCCUGAACGGGUACCUAAUCCCCAAGGGAACCAUCGUCGUAGCCAACAACUGGGCAACGCACAACGAUCCCAGGUACUGGAAGAAUCCCGAGCGGUUCGACCCAUCCCGGUUCCUGACGCCCGACGAAUCCCAACUCCUUCCGAGACCGGAAUACCUGAUGCCCUUCUCAAUCGGGAGGCGGAUGUGUCCCGGAAAGGCCCUGGCAACCGUCGAAAUCUUCCUCGGCGUGACGACUCUUCUGCAGAAAUUCCUCGUUGUGGCCGAAGGAGGUCCGAGCUACUGCGUAGCCACGGAUCCGUUUGCGAAACUUCUGGCACAGGGACUGUGCUUCCUACCUCGUGUUCCGGAGUGA